AUGGAAACCGAUAUAAAAUUUGACGAACAGGACCACCAAAAGCCAUGGACCAUCGACGACGAAGCUUAUAAAUUUGCUCCAAAGAAAGAAGGGAAUCCAUGGCAAAAAUUGCUAGAACCCGUGUUGCAGAAGGAAAAGAUACGAUGCGAAGCAUGGAAAGAUGAAGUUGGGAAUCUUCUCAUCUUUGCAGGUCUUUUCUCUGCUGUCGUGACAGCAUUCAUCAUUGAAUCUUAUAAAACGCUUCAACCUGACCCGAACUUGGAUAUUGUGACCUUGCUAACACAGAUAUCUACCAAGCUUCAUAAUCCUGGCAACGAUACUGUUCCUGUGGCUCUACCAUCACAAUUCUUCUCCCCCACUCACUCCGCCAUUCGAGUCAACGUCUUUUGGUUUUUAUCACUCAUUCUUAGUCUCACCACUGUCCUUGUAGGAAUUGUGGCCCUGCAAUGGAUUCGAGAGUACCAAGCUUACCCUGGACAAUCUGCGCGCAAUUCUUUUGCGAUACACCACAUGCGCGCCGAAGGAAUGGAUAGAUGGCAUGUCUGGGAUAUCCUUGCUGCUUUGCCUCUGAUGCUACAAACAGCCGUCGUUCUCUUUUUUGCGGGGGUGAUUGAUUUCUUGGGUGCAUUGGGCAGUCAAGCCGUCACUGUAUCUGCUACAACUGUGGUUGCAAUGACUCUUCUAUUUUUGGUUGUCACGUUUACACUUCCAGCAAUUCAGGUUGUAUACCUACGAUUUUGCCUUGUUUUCUCUGUCCCGUCUGCCAAACCUCCCUCUCAAUGUCCGUUCAAGUCUCCACAAGCGAAUAUUUUUCGGGUAGGGUUGGACACUUGUCCUCGGUUGUUUGCGUCAGUAAUGCGCUAUCCAUUACGACUCAUGCAAUACGCCGUGCGUCCAAUCCUGCAUCAUCGUCAAUACAAACGAAUCGCCAAAUUGUUUGGACAUCCUUUGGCUCAUUCGAUGGACCAAUCCAAGCUGCCUAUUCGUUUUCACUUGCUAUCCUUCAGGUUUUGGAAUAAGAAUUGGAUCGAUUUUGAUCUAAUCUGGCUCCAAGUGCGCGAUGCCUACUCUAGGUACAGCUACAUGGCUCCUGCUAUCAAAAAUGACGGAACUGAAGAUUUCACCUCUCAAAUCCCCCCAGUCUUCGAUGUCAUGUCUGCGGUACGCGACUUUGAUAUUUUCCUAGAGGAUACAGACAGAUCAUUUGAUGUAUAUCACUGCUAUACUGAUUUGUCCAAACUCAUGACAAUGUCUCAAAUUAACGACUAUGGUUAUCGUGCUAUCAACAUUCACAUUCUUUGGGGACGAAACAAACAUUUUCGUUCAUUCAUUCCAGUCACCGAUUUCUUCACGCCAGAUGAUGACUUCAUCGACUGUUUGAAACCCGAUGUCGCUGGGUGGAGCGGCGGACAAACGGAUGAAUAUACCCCAAUUUCAAAUGCUAUCAAAAUAUUGCAUGAACUGAAUAUGAACAGAUUUCUUAAUUUUCGCACUUACCCCGGAUUACAUACUCGUCAGAUUCUGCAUCACGAAGAGGUCAGACUCCGCAUACAACAUUACUUGUUUGGAAAGAAGAUAAUUAUUGGUUCUGAUAUGCAUUUCCCCGCUUUUCUUCAAUUUGGCUACCUCGGAGGUCGCAAAAACCGUCGGACCCGAGAACCAGGGGAUCUUCACACUCAACCCGAAAAUUGGAAUAACUUCAACCUCCUAGGCAUGACUUUAGCUCAGGAGAUCAACGAAAUCGCGCGAAGCGAUCAACAGAAUGUCGUUCCUGAGACUGUUGAAACCUUUUUACAAGACUUGACUUACAACCUCAAUGAAACCCUUUCUGACGAGCAACCUCGUCUUAAUGUGCUUUAUGCCAUGAUUUACGCCUCCCUACCGCUUAGGUCAAUCGGAACAGCGUUACAAGAGAGGAGCGAUGUAAAAUCUAACAUCAAUGAUCUUUACAAAAAGCUUCUUUCAAUCAUCCAACAGUACAUGAACCGACCCGCGGAUACACAUUACGAUCCCUCGCUAGCUGUUUCGGUCGACACCAUCCUUGAACGCACUGGCGACCCCUUCGAUGUAUUGGCCUUUAUAACUCAAACUUCCUGGCGAGGUCUACGUAACGGUGUACCAGCGCCCAGUAUUAGUGUACGGCGGGUCCGAGGACCAUUUAAACAUAAACACGAUGAGAUUACAUUCCAACAGACUACCAUGGACACUGGCUUCCCGGCAGGUCAAUCCCAUAUGUCUAAUCCACUUAAUUCAACAACACCAACACCACGAGAUAUAGAGGAGGCAAUUUCGUCAUCAACUAUUCCUUAA
Psilocybe cubensis is the source of this 2310-nucleotide messenger RNA. RefSeq lists its product as uncharacterized. Lineage: Eukaryota; Fungi; Basidiomycota; Agaricomycetes; Agaricales; Agrocybaceae. The record is from RefSeq and is a predicted model, not a curated record. Bases 1 to 2310 code for a protein of 769 amino acids. The transcript has 4 exons.